Molecule: messenger RNA, 2280 nt
Organism: Echinostoma caproni
Lineage: Eukaryota; Metazoa; Platyhelminthes; Trematoda; Plagiorchiida; Echinostomatidae
Source: the annotation of a GenBank genome assembly
AUGUUCGCAUUGAAGAGGUACGUACCGGCACAAGCCGUCCCUCCGCAGGGGGCAACUGGUGAUCUCCUAUCUUCGUAUUCACCCGGCGCUUUUCGACGAACCACGCGACGUUUCACUGGCGCAUACGAUCAACUCACAGACAAGGGAGUNGGAGUUCCGCUCACUCCACCGAAUCAACCGCAAGUAAAUCAGGAUUUGGUCAACGGUCUGGUCACCGUGUCCGACCAUAGCCAUGCACUGAUGACCCAAGCUAGUCGUGUGUGUGCCCGUCCUGAAGAGCAGGAUUUGCGCAGCCGAUUCCAAGCAGCAGCCAGAGAUGUCACCGAGAGUAUAAGUCAGUUAUUGACUAUCUGCACGACCGGUGUCACACCGGAUCAACGAGAUUGUGAAGUGGCCUUACGACGUCUAGAAGCAUUGCGUCCAUUAUUGGAGAAUCCUAAUCGUCCGGUGAACCAACAGGCCUACUACGACUGUGUCGACUCAGUGGCCAAAAGCCUGUCGCCAUUGGCCGAUAGCUUGCGAAAUAUGUCCAACUCGGCCAGGGAACAACAAACUCAAGAAUUCGGUUCGGCCGUCCGCCUGUGUGCCAACUCUAUGUGUCAAUUAGUUGAGGAAACCGCACAGGCCGCCUAUUUGAUUGGUCUAGCCGAUCCCCGCUCGGAACCGGGCAAACCGUCACUGGUGAACACGCAACUGUUCUUACGCACUCAACAAGAAAUCCAGGAGGCUUGUGAUGCGAUCUGUAGUCCAUCUGUGACCAAUCGGCAGGUCAUUGCAUUGUCCACAGAAAUGGCUCGCUCUGCCAAAGUGCUCUGCGAGGCUUGUAGCAGUGUUUCCGCCCAGACUCCAAGUCCCGAGGCUCGUCAACAGCUGAACAAUUUGACCCGCGAAACCAUGCAGUCGAUUACCGCAUUGAUUCAGCAGCGUGGAAGUAUGGCUACCAGUGCGGGAGCCGCUGACGGUGAAUGGGCCGAGGCGAAUAGACAAACCACAUUGGCCAGUGCUCAGGCUGUCAGCUCAAAUGUGGCACGCCUGGUUCAUCUGCUCACCGCUGGGCCGCAAUUUGCCGGUCAUGCGGCUCGCGUGACCGAUGAGGCACGGGAGUCCCAAGUCCCGGUCUGUACCGCUGGUUUGGCUAGUUUGAAUGCGGCUCAAUCGGUCCUUCGUGCAGCACAAAAUCUGAUCACCAGUGCCCGAUCUGGACAAUCGGAAAUGGCCUUUAUGGGUUUCUCAAAUGCGAGUAAAGACCUAUCCGAGAGCAUCAAAACCCUGGCCGCGGCAAUGCGGGAUCAUGCGCCAGGUCAGAGAGAAUGUCAACGUGUGCUGAACAAUAUUGUUCGACUGAUGCAAGAUUUACAACAGGCCAAAAUGGCUAGCAUGGAAGAUCAUUUGCAACCACGACGCGAAUUGAGUGAAGAAGGCUUCCAAAAACAACUGGCCACCAGUGCUCGGGCCCUUUUGGAUUCUGCGCCCGCAUUGGGUCGCGCUGCUCGUUCCGAAGCAGAACAGUUGGGUCAUUCCGCACUUCUGGUUGACUCCUAUCUGCCCGGUUUGACAUCGAGUGCGAUUGCGGCCGCCUCGCGAUCCCCGUUGUCUAGCACUCAACUAAUCUAUCUGGAACAUGCCUGUACCGUGCUCGAGGCAACAGAUCAACUAGUCACUAUAGCUCGUGAUGCGGGUGGUAAUCCUCGGGCCGUGCAUCUGCACACUGCACUUGAUGAUGCCGUUCGUGGUGUGAUGGACUCGUGUGAGGAUUUGCUCACCGCACUGGAUGAUAUCGCUUCCCGUCAAGGUCAUGUGAGCACGCUGAUCGAUACUCUGAAUCGUGCCCUGGCUCAGACCGAGGACAUCAUUCAAGUUCCAGUCGAUGCCCGUUUCGCUGAUUACCAGGCUCGUCUGUUACGAAUCGCUCGACAUAUGGAACAGCUAAAUCAAGCCAUUCAACUCCGUGCCCGACAACCAUCCUCAGAGGGUGAGCUCACCCCGCUUGCUCACACUCUAACUCAGGAAUAUCAAGAAAUGUGUCAGACUUGUAAAGGCGCCGCAGCCACUUUACCCGAUGCUCGGCAGGCCGAUGAGUUGCGUGCGGCUGUCAAAGCGGUCGGUUUGGCUUCCGCAGGUCUGGUGCAUGCAACUACCGGCAGCCGACUUCGCGGCUCAGAUAUGCAUGGGGGACAACAGAUGUUGCUCAGCCGAAAUCGUGGCAUUGCCGAUCUGGACAAGCGAGCAGAACUGUUGGAUUGUAAGGUGUGUUGUUUUCAUUUGACUACUCAUAAGUAG